AUGGAAACCAAAGUCCGAGAGGAGAUUCAGUUUGAGACCGAUGAAUGGGCCCCAGUGGUGGCAAUCUCUGGCAGUUUGGGGUUCCUUCUCUCUGUCUACCUACGGACACCAACAUCCUUAUUUCACACAUGUACCAGUACGCCUGGGAAACUGUGGGAUGCCAGCAUUGCAGUUGAUCCAGACUGCAGUGCGCACGACUUUCUCGGGAGCAUCGAGAAAGGCUAUCAGCACAAAACCGCAUGUCUGAUCGCAUUGCAAACCUUCUGUUUGCGUACAGACAGCUCCAAGAACUGGGGAACUUCCAUUGAGAAGGCUUCCGAUUCACAAAGUUCUGCUAUCCCACGUGAGAUCCGCUGCACGGUGAGAGAAUCACAAGCAUCGCGUUCGCUGGAACUGGAGAUCAGCGGAGAGAGCUCUCCCGCUAAUACAAGACAAUUGCUGGCUGCGACGACUGACGGGCAGGCACUGCGGGACAUAGACUUGAUCUGUGAUCUGGACCAGCGAGACCUGCAGCGAUGGAAUCAGCACCCACCUUCGACUGUAGUAUCUACAGUCCACGAAGUAUUCGGACAGAGAGUGCUUGAGAGCCCAGGGUCACAGGCUGUGGAUUCUUGGGAUGGCAGGCUUACAUACGUGGAGCUUGACUCCCUGUCCUCGCAUCUAUCCUUACUAUUGCUUGAGGCGGGAGUCCGUUCGGGGGAUUGCAUCCCUCUUUGUUUCGAAAAAACGCUCUGGACCGUCGUGGCGAUGCUAGGCGUCCUGAAGAGUGGGUGUUCCUUCCUGCUCAUGGAUGUCUCACACCCCACCAGUCGACUACAGACACUAUCGAACGAAGUCAAGGCCGCCGUUGUACUUAGCUCAUCUGCUCAAAAAGACAGAGCAACUAAUCUGGCACCCCGAGUUAUUGAGGUAUCCGAUUUAUCAUUGCAGCCUCGUGCAGGAAACGAGCGUCAUCAGAAUGAAGUCAGUCCCUCCAUUGUUGCAGUUGUCGUCUUUACUUCGGGAUCUACGGGCACGCCAAAAGGGAUUCAAAUCGAACACCAGUCAAUUUGUUCCAGUCUGUUGGCUUUGGCCAAGCUCUCCGGAAUAAGUAGUCGAACUCGAUGGUUCCAAUUUUCGUCUUACGCAUUCGAUGCCGCGUACGGAGAGAUGCUCAUGACGUUGCUCAGCGGCGGCUGCGUCUGCAUUCCUUCUGAUGCAGAUCGUCUGAAUAACCUAGCAGAGUCAAUAUGCGCCCUCGAUGCUAACACGGCUUUGCUCACACCUACUGUUGUGCGAUUACUGUCACCGUCAGACGUCCCGUGCCUGACAACACUGCUUUCUGGCGGAGAGCGGGUAACGCAAGAUAUCGUGGGGUUGUGGGGGCGUACAGUUGAGUUAAUUGUUGCCUACGGGCCUGCGGAAAUCACAGUGGCAUGCGUGGCCAAGAAAGCCCUCCCUGCGGUCGAUGAUGCUAUAAGAAUCGGGCUUCCUGUGAACUGCCGUAUUUGGAUUACGCUCCUGGAUAACCCGAAUAAGCUUGCUCCUAUAGGAGCUAUAGGGGAACUAGUAGUGGAAGGCCCGGGAGUUGCACGGAAUUACAUCAACAAUCAAUCGGACAGUAAAGAGUUGUUCCUUGAUGCCCCACCGUGGGCAAAGGACUGGGAUUCGAGUUUGACCUCAAUGGGGCGAUGCUAUCGAACUGGUGACAUGGCUCAACUCACCGCCGAUGGUGAAAUUAUUUUCGUAGGUCGACGUGACCGCCAAAUCAAACUUCAUGGCCAACGGAUAGAGCUGGAAGACAUCGAGACCCGGCUUCAACGGCACACUCGACUCCCUGGGGCGCAUAUAGUCCUUGAAGUGCUUGAUAUACACGGCAAUAACAACCUGGUAGCUUUUCUUCAUGUCCCCACUGUCCAGGGCCCACCCGAACGAGAUCCUAAUGGUGACACAGCAGACAUGGCCGAAAAGAUGGCGCUAGAGGUCGAAGGACUUCGUGCACGCAUCUCAGAAGAGCUUCCCUCCUACAUGUGGCCCGUUGUAUGGAUACCCCUGAAGGAACUCCCCCUGACUCCCUCAGGUAAACUUGACCGCCGCAUGCUCCUACGCCUUGGGAAGGACUAUUAUUCCAAUCUGCGAAUAGGUGAUGUGGACGAGGAUAGCCUGUCGCCUAUCGAAUUGGUACUGGCCAGGAUCUGGAGACAGAUUCUUCAAUUUGCUACUCAGAGUCUCACGCCAGACGCGCACUUUUUCCGACUUGGCGGGGACUCACUGCGGUCUAUGAAACUGGUAACAUUGGCCAACAAGGAAGGUUAUCAUUUGACCAUGGAAAGGGUGUUUAGGAAUCCUACAAUAUCUGGAAUGGCCGCGGCGAUGCAGGAAGUGCCUCCUCCUGCUGCGGAUGAUGAAUCCUACCUAGGCGUCAUCCCCGCCUCGUUCAUGCCUACACAAGACGAUCUAUCUGAGUUCCAGUCCCUGUUAGAUGAAUACGGCAUUAAUCAUGAGGAGGUCGUGGGUAUUUUCCCUUGCACGGCUCUCCAAGCAGGGUUGUUUUCGCUUUCGCUGGCGCUGCCGUCCUUGUAUUCGAGCCAGUUUGUAUUCAAUUUCUCGGCUGCUGUGGAUGUCCAAAAGUUCAAAGCCGCAUGGGAGAGUGCGAUUGCUACCUUCCCAAUCCUGAGGACAGCAAUCGUGCCAUCUUCUACCAGCCUCGUGCAGGUGAUUCUACGCCAUCAAGCGGAGUGGAUUGAGGUCAGGCAAGAUCUUACAUCAUUUCUGGCUGCAGACAAAGCUGUCUCUUUUCAGCCUGGUCAGCCUCUCAAUAGGCAUUACCACGUCCAGGACCCGUCAUCCGGUCAGUCUCAUUUUGUUUGGACGCUUCAUCACGCAGUAUUUGACGGUUGGAGCUUGGGUUCCGUGGUCGAUCAUAUUCGCCAUAAUUAUUAUUCCUACACAGAGAACGUGAAGGCAACAGGGAGCUUCCAAGAAUUUGUGCAGUUUUGCGAGGGUUUGAACCGAGAUGAAUGUAGUUCCUUCUGGAGAGAACAGCUCAAGAAUGCUCCAACACCGUCAUUUCCAAAUUUCCCAAAGGCCGGGCACCUGGCAGCAGACAGAUGUUGCUUGCAGCACACCAUGGCGGCUCCAAUAGUAGCCACCACAACUAUGACGAUCCUGGCCAGAGCAUCAUGGGCUCUACUCCUUUCAGAAUACGAGGGUUCAGAUGACGUGACAUUCGGAAACUCCCUUCACGGACGCAAUUCCCUGCCCCCUAAACUGCAGGAUGUUGUUGGGCCCACCAUCACAACUUUGCCAAUUAGGGUGAGAAUUGACCUCAAUCAAACCGUUCUCGGCUUCUUAGAAGAUCUCCAAGAACAGCUUUCAACCAUGAUAUCUUAUGAACAGUUUGGCUUCUCUCAAAUCCUAGGCAUAAAUCAAGAUGUCCAGAAUGCCGCCUCGUUCCGUACCCUCUUGAUUGUCCAAGUCGCGGAUGGCUCAGAGGACCAAGAUAUCAGGCUCAAUGAAGUCGAGAGAUCCCUACACGAAUACCCUUUGGUACUUACACUUAUGCCCAGAAAGUCUCAGAUCGAGAUAGUUGCCACAUUCGACAGCGAUGUAAUUUCGCCGCCGCAGGUCCAAAGAAUUCUGGAACAAUUUGAGCAGAUAUUCCAAGAACUUAAUACAGUGCCUAGAGACACUAAAAUUGGCGAGCUGGACCUCACAAGCAAAGCUGACAAGUCGGCCAUGUUUGGGUGGAACUUUAGGCAUCACAAAGCUUACGAGAUUUGCGUUCAUGAGUUGAUCCGAGAGCGAGCAAAGCACUCCCGAGCUUCGCCGGCAAUCUAUUCUAGAGAUGGCAUGAUGGAUUACGCAACCUUAGAUAGGCUUUCUGAUGGCGUAGCGGGAGAGAUGAUCCGAUCCGGUGUGAAACCAGGCAACACUGUGGGUGUUCUUUUCGAGAAGUCACAGUGGGCGAUAGUGAGUAUCUUGGCCGUCAUCAAAGCAGGCGCAUCCUUCGCGCCACUGUCACCGACGUAUCCGCUAGCACGUCUGGAAGGUAUUGCCAGUGAUGCCGGUAUCAAAAUCGUCCUCUGCUCUUCACUGCAACAGAGAGCCUUUCACAAUCCACCAUGGCGGACUAUUGCUGUUUCUGGCGACACAGCUUACCUUUUCACACCUGCUGCUCAGGUCCAUGUCAAGGCUGUAACUCCGGACAGCCUGCUUUACAUUCUUUCAACAUCAGGAACUACAGGGAACCCCAAAAUCUUUGGAGUACGACACAAGAGCUUUGCCACUGGCGCAAUGGCUCGUGCGCCUUUGCUCCAACGUGGGCCUGAAUCUCGCGUGUUGCAAUUCGCACCAUACGCCUUCGACCCGAGCAUCGAGGAUAUAUUGACCACCCUCAUGUUCGGAGGCUGUAUCUGUGUAGCAUCAGACGAGGAUAUCACGGGUGACAUCAGUGCUUUUAUGAAAACCGCACGAGUCAACUUUGCCAACAUCACCCCAUCCGUGGCCUAUACACUGAAGCAGGACGAAUUGCCGGAUCUCAAGAUACUGCUGCUCUCAGGAGAGGCUCCGGACCAGCCUCUAGUGGACAAAUGGGAUGGCAUCGUACAACUCAUGAAUGGAUACGGGCCGAGCGAGUGUUCCGUCAAGUGCGCUAUCAACUGCAACUUGUCACGUAACGACCCUAAGAAUAUUGGCUACAGUGCUGGAACCAGCCUAUGGGUUGUGAGGCCCGAGAAUCAUAAUCGUCUCACUCCUCUUGGGGCAGUGGGGGAACUUGUCAUCGAGAGUCCACAUCUAGCAACCGGUUAUCUGAACCGCCCCAAAGCUAAUGAAGACAAGUUCAUUCUCAGUCCACCGUGGUUGCAAGACUUCCGGGACGGCCAAACAACGCGGAUAUACAAGACGGGCGAUCUUGUCAAGUACAUUGAAGAUGGCAGCAUCGUGUACAUUGGGCGUGGGGAUAUGCAAUUGAAGCUACAUGGCCAGCGGCUUGAGGGUGAGGAGGUGCGGCAACGUAUCCAGGAAUCCCUCUACGAUGCGCAACUUCAAGUGAUUGUCGAUAUCGCAAGAUUUGAGGGUCAGGAUUCCGACAUUCUCGUCGCUUACCUGGCGGAGAAAAGAGAGUAUCAGGGAGGUGAAAUUGAAAUCGACCGCGUACGACAGCAGCACCUAGCGGGUAUGAAGGAACACAUGAUUCGCCAAAUCAGCACCACUCUGCCGAAAUAUAUGAUACCCUCCGUAUUCUUGGCAGUGACGAGUAUCCCUCUUACAGCGAAUGGCAAGACGGACCGCCGUGCGCUUAAAGCUUUCACUGCGCGACAGCGCCUUGGGCCUCACCUGAUUCUUUCUGGACAAAGCUCAGUCCGGCCACCUGCUUCGGAAACAGAAAAUGUGUUGCAUAAUUUGUGGCAAAAGCUUCUUGGAUUGAACGGUGAGCAGUUCGGGGCCAAUUCCCACUUCUUCGAGCUUGGUGGCAAUUCGUUGGCGGCAAUCAAGCUGGCGUCUGCGGCCCGGACCCUCGGUCACAAUCUCACGGCACAAAUGAUAUUCAAAAAUCCAGUCUUAUCGUCAAUGGCUGCUCAGGUGGUACCCCUGAAGGAGUUCAAAACAUCAGGGCCACCCAGUUUCGGCUUACUGGGCAAAAUUGAUCGCAGUGUCUACCAACUGAGGAAGAGCCUUGAGGCUCACGAUAUCGAGGAACAAGACGUCGAAGAUGCAUAUCCCACCACAAGACAGCAGCAACGCUACAUGGAAGGAGAGAUGAUCUCGCCAGGAGGUACUACUCACCGGCACAUAAUGCAACUACCGGUCAACAUUGACCUGGUCAGACUUGAGACUGCUUUGCGGCGUGUUAUCAAGGCAAACGCACUUCUGCGGACUCGAAUCAUCUCAGUAUCAUCACAAUUAGUCCAGGUGGUACUGAAAGAAGACUUUGCUUGUCGCCACGUUGAGGCCCUAUCGUCGCUCGUUUCCGAGGAUCGAAGGGUAUCGUGGGGUCUCGGACAACAGCUAUCACGAUUCAGCAUUGUGCAUGGCAAAGAUACUCAGGAUCAAUGGCUGGUCUGGUCAAGCGCCCACGUUGUGUUUGAUGGCUGGAGUCGAAAGUUGCUGUUGGAAGAGAUCGACUACGUGUAUAACCACAAUGAUAAGCCUCCGGAACGACCGCAGUACAACAGGUUCAUCGAGUACGUCUACGAAUUGGAAAAGGACGAAGCUGGUUCCGCGCUUGUCAGGGAACUGGAGACGACAAAAUUCUGGAGUUACUUCACCUUGGACGGCACAAAGGUCCCAGGUAGCACUCGGGUUUUGUCCCUCGCUGUCGACUGGCCGGGAACUCUCCCAUCCGAACUAUCCUACUCAACCGUACUGCUCACAGCUUGGGCAAUAGCUGCAGCACACGUCGAAGAAUAUGACCAUUUCCUGUUCAAUGUUCUCUUGGGUGGUAGAGAUGCCGCGUUCACGGGAAUAGACAAGCUCAUGGGGCCUGUAAGCACUACAGCCCCCUUGGCCAACAGGAUCGACCGUGACUCGACUUUCCGGAAGAACGUGGAAUUAAUGCAGAAGCGAAUAGACGAAGCUACGAGUAUACAGCACUUGGUCCGACUCGGCGAUAAGAUGCAUCGGUUGCUCGCAUCUGCCCCCACCGUCGUCGUCCAUCCUGCCGAUGAUUACGAGGAAGCAGCAACGAAACACCUCGGAAUGUUCAGAAGCCGCGUUGAACCGGUCCAGCGGUUCGUGGACGCCAUGUUCAUGAACUUUUGCCUCCGGUCUGGUAAUGCUGGGGUAGAUCUUAUCAUGGCGAUUGACCCCAGCUUUUUCCCGGAGGAUAAGGCGGUUCGAUACCUCGGCUGCCUAGAACAAAUAUUCAAGCGCGUCUUUACUCCAGGGGGUCUGGGUCUAACCAUUGGGGAGAUGGACUUGGGUUCUAGUAUACUUACGACAUCUGUAACGAUAAGGCAACGUAAUUAA
Messenger RNA from Lachnellula hyalina, 6951 nucleotides. Its product is annotated as Nonribosomal peptide synthetase. Bases 1 to 6951 code for a protein of 2316 amino acids. Gene Ontology annotation, cellular component: cytoplasm. The transcript has 2 exons. Lineage: Eukaryota; Fungi; Ascomycota; Leotiomycetes; Helotiales; Lachnaceae. The record is from RefSeq and is a predicted model, not a curated record. Gene Ontology annotation, biological process: secondary metabolite biosynthetic process; amino acid activation for nonribosomal peptide biosynthetic process. Gene Ontology annotation, molecular function: phosphopantetheine binding; catalytic activity.